AUUAAAUAUGCUUUUAAUACAAAUACACUUUUAAUUCUUUAAUAUAAAAGUUAGCAUUUUUAUGUGAAAUUGAAAUAAAUAAUUUUCUUUAAUCUUCCCAAGUAUGAGAAUAGAAGAAAAGAAUGCGAAUAAAAUGGAAAAACAAAUUAAAUUCUCAAGUCCUAUAAGCUCGAUUUUUUGUACAACUUCGUAUGAUAUUAUUAUAAUGAAAAAUUAAAGAAUGAGUUGACAAAAAUUUCCAGUGCUUUCAAAUAUGUGUGUAAUGAAUUCCAAUUAUGAUAAUGAGACUGUAAGGAAAGAAAAGACUGAAAAAUGUCGUUUGAAGAAACGAGAAGAAAAUUAAAUCAAAAUCAAACGGCAAUGAAUACGAAUCACUCAAAAUAUAAUGUAAGUGAGGAACUUUAUCUCGAGUUAGAAACCCUUAAUGUUUCAUCGACAAGUGCUAACACAACACAGGAAAUUGAUUCGUUCUACUUUUAUCAGACUGAACAAUUUACAUGUCUAUCGAUUUUACUUGCAAUAAUCGUUGCUGGCAAUACAACAGUGUUGGCAUGUUUACUAAUGGGAAAAAGAAGAAAAUCGCGAAUGAAUUUUUUUAUCAAGCAACUUGCAUUUGCAGAUUUAAUGGUGGGUUUGAUAUCUGUCCUAACGGAUAUUGUUUGGAGGACAACAGUCACCUGGUACGCGGGAAAUAUAGCCUGCAAGCUAAUUAGAUUUAUGCAAGCAAUUGUAACUUAUAGCUCGACAUAUGUUCUCGUUGCCCUUUCCAUCGAUAGAUACGAUGCCAUAACAAGACCAAUGAACUUCACAGGAAGCUGGCGAAGAGCUCAUAUGUUAAUUGCCAGUGCUUGGGGAUUAUCGAUAAUUUUUAGCAGUCCUAUGAUUUUCCUCUAUGAAGAGAAAUUGAUCCAGGGUAAAUUGCAAUGUUGGAUCGAAUUGGGAUCCCCACUAUACUGGCGAAUCUACAUGAGUCUAGUGAGCAUCACAAUUUUCAUUGUCCCAACUUUUAUAAUCGGAGGCUGUUAUAUGGUAAUUGUGAUAACCAUCUGGUCACAAGGGAACGUCAUACGAGAAGGACCCACACGUGAAAUAAGAAGAGCAUCAUCACGAGGACUUAUACCAAGGGCAAAAAUCAAAACAGUCAAAAUGACUUUUGUCAUUGUAUUCGUAUUUAUUCUCUGCUGGAGUCCUUAUAUCAUUUUUGAUCUACUUCAAGUUUACGGUCACGUGCCUACAACACAGACAAAUAUAGCAGUUGCCACAUUCAUUCAGAGUCUUGCACCUUUGAAUUCAGCGGCCAAUCCCAUUAUUUACUGUCUUUUCAGUACUCCGUUUUGUAAAAAUAUUCGAAACACUCAAGCAGUAUCGUGGUUCGUCGAAUGGUGUCCAACGAUUCCACAAUAUUGCUUUAGCACCACUGCUCCUCAAAAUAGUUCAAGAACGACAAUGACGACUUCCUUGACUGCCAAUUCAUCCCGAAGGAGUGGUUGUCAAAAUGCAACGUUGCAUUCAACGUCAAGGAAACGAGUGAUGAUUUCUUUGGUCUAGAAAAACCACACUAUACAGCGAUAAAAAAAAUCAUACAAAAUCCGAAAAGUGUUUCUCUUUCGAUGAAGACUAACUCUCAAAAAAGGAAUUGACAAAUUUUUUUCUAAAAGAAAAAAAAUACCAUCAUUAUAUUAUAAUGCGAGCAAUGUAAUUCCAUAAUUUUC
Leptopilina heterotoma is the source of this 1712-nucleotide messenger RNA. RefSeq names its product cardioacceleratory peptide receptor-like (gene CCAP-R). The record is from RefSeq and is a predicted model, not a curated record. Gene Ontology annotation, molecular function: vasopressin receptor activity. Bases 313 to 1548 code for a protein of 411 amino acids. Lineage: Eukaryota; Metazoa; Arthropoda; Insecta; Hymenoptera; Figitidae. Gene Ontology annotation, biological process: G protein-coupled receptor signaling pathway. Gene Ontology annotation, cellular component: membrane. The transcript is spliced from 8 exons.